GCUAAGAGAGCAGCGCAAGCUUUUCUCGGGGCUGAUCAGCCCCGUGCAAGCUCGCGCAAAUAGACGUUUCUGAGCGUCUGAGUCGCUUUCUUCUCCUGAACACAUUGGAUAAUAAAGAGUUAUGCAUGUAGUCCAUUAUUUGGGAAAAACGUGGGAGUUGUACGAUAUUUUGUAGCGUCCCGUUGUUUCUUAUAUUUUUAACAAAUUGGCCAUGGUAUUAUUUGCGUAGAAAAUGUCCAAACAUCACCACAGGACGCAACAAAAUCAGCACUCUGGAUUUGACGCCCCCACCCUUUUUUUUCGAUCUGAUUUUGGAGAGGAAUUAUUUGAUUGAAAGAAUGCAUACAAAAAAACAAUUUAAUGGCAGAUCUUGAAGUUUUCAAAAAUCUAAGUUUUGAGAAGGUCGAGCGAUGUAUGAGUGUCAUGCAGUCGGGGACCCAGAUGGUCAAGCUGAAGAACGGCUCCAAGGGUUUGGUGCGGCUCUUCUACCUGGACGAGCACCGGUCCUGCAUCCGAUGGCGGCCCUCCAGAAAGAGCGAGAAGGCCAAGAUCACUAUCGACUCUCUGUACAAGGUGUCUGAGGGCCGGCAGUCAGACAUCUUCCACCGACAUGCAGACGCAAACUUUGACCCCGGCUGUUGUUUCACCAUUUACCAUGGAAACCACAUGGAGUCCCUGGACCUGGUGACCACCAAGCCCGAGGAGGCACGCACCUGGGUGACAGGGCUCAGGUACCUAAUGGCCGGGAUCAGCGAUGAGGACUCACUGGCUAAAAGGCAACGCACCCAUGACCAGUGGAUGAAACAGACUUUUGAAGAGGCAGACAAGAAUGGAGAUGGUCUCCUGAAUAUCGAGGAGAUCUACCAACUUCUUCACAAGAUGAAUGUGAACCUCCCACGGCGAAAGGUGAAGCAGAUGUUCCAGGAGGCGGAUACGGAUGACCAGCAGGGCACCCUGACUUACGAGGAGUUCAGUGUCUUCUACAGGAUGAUGUCAAUGCGCAGGGAUCUCUUCCUCCUGCUCAUGUCCUUCAGCGAAAGGAAGGACCACCUGACUGCGGAGGAGCUAGGAAACUUUCUGCGUACGGAGCAGAAGAUGGCCAACGUGACCACAGAGUACUGUCUGGAUGUCAUUGAUAAGUUUGAAGUCUCAGACGAAAACAAACAGAACUGUGUCAUGGGAAUUGAAGGCUUCACCAACUUUAUGCGCAGUCCUGCCUGUGACGUCUUCAACCCCCUACACCACGAGAUCAACCAGGACAUGGACCAACCUCUCUGCAACUACUACAUCGCAUCGUCCCACAACACCUACUUGACUGGAGACCAGCUGCUCUCUCACUCCAAGACCGACAUGUACGCCUGGGUCCUUCAGUCUGGCUGCCGCUGCGUGGAAGUCGACUGCUGGGACGGCCCUGAUGGGGAACCCAUGGUCCAGCACGGCUACACCCUCACCUCCAAAAUCACCUUAAAGUCUGUCAUCGAGGCCAUCAACAAGUAUGCUUUCAUCAACAACGAGUACCCGGUGAUCCUCUCCAUCGAAAACCACUGCAGCAUCCAGCAGCAGAAGAAGAUCGCCCAGUACCUGAGGGAGAUAUUCGGUGACAAGCUGGAUGUGGGGGAGUCGCUCAGCAAGGACCACAAAAUGCUGCCCAGUCCCAACAGCUUGAGGGGAAAGAUUCUCAUCAAGGGUAAGCGUUUGCCCCCGUACCUGUCUGCUGAUGUAGAGGAGGGGGAAGUGUCAGACGACGACAGCGCUGAUGAGAUUGAGGAUGACUUCAAGCUGAAGAACAGCAGCAGCAAUGGUCCCAACCAGCACCAAGUGGAGUCGUACAUCCGGAAGAAGCUGGACUCGCUGGUGAAGGAGUCCCAGAUCGGUGACAAGGAGGACACGGACAGCUUUUCCAUCCGUGCACUGUUACGCGCCACCCACGAGGGCCUCAACAUGAACCUCAAACAGAACUCCAAUGUCAGAGAGGGGCUGAAGAAGUCUCAGAGCCGCUCCUUCAUCAGCAACCUGAAGUACAAGAGACACUCCAAAUCCAGGUUCAAGUCUCAGAGCUUAGAUACAGAGGAGGAUGGACUGCAGGAAGCAUCCGGAAAAGACACGGGCCAGUUCAUCAGGGGUUGUAGACGGAGGAAGACCAUAAAGCUGAGUAGAGACCUUUCAGACCUGGUGGUGUUCUCCAACUCUGUGGUCUCCCAAGAGUGCCUGGAAGAGAGUACUCCAGGGAAUGUUCUGUCCUUUAGCGAAAAUCGUGCGCAGCAUCUGGUUCACCACAGAGCGGAGCGCCUCAUCUCCUUCAAUCAGAGGCAGCUCUCCCGCAUCUACCCAUCUGCCUACCGCAUAGAUUCCAGUAACUUCAACCCCCAGGUCUACUGGAAUGUUGGCUGCCAACUGGUGGCGCUGAAUUACCAGACUGAGGGGCGUAUGAUGCAGUUGAACAGGGCCAAGUUUUUGGCAAAUGGUAACAGUGGAUACGUCCUCAAGCCCCAGCCCAUGUGUAAAGGUUCAUUCAACCCAUUCUGUGAUGACCCCUUCCCUGCGUACCCCAAGAAGCAGCUGUUGCUGAAGAUAAUCAGCGGACAGCAGUUACCCAAACCCCCAGACUCCAUGCUGGGGGACCGAGGAGAGAUUAUUGAUCCGUUUGUGGAGGUGGAAAUCAUUGGUCUGCCUGUUGACUGCUGCAAAGAACAGACUAGAGUGGUCGAUGACAAUGGGUUUAACCCUGUGUGGGAAGAGGCUCUCUCUUUCACCCUGCACAUGGCAGAGUUGGCACUGGUGCGCUUCCUGGUCUGGGACCAUGAUCCAAUUGGACGAGAUUUUGUUGGGCAGAGGACAGUGGCCUUCAGCAGCUUGAUGCCAGGUUAUAGACAUGUUUACCUGGAGGGACUGACUGAGGCCUCCAUCUUUGUGCACAUCGCAGUGCAUGACAUCUACGGCAAGUGGAGUCCCCUAGUCCUCAACCCCAGCUAUACCAUUAUGCACUUUCUAGGAGCUAAUAAGGGUCGACAACUCAGAGGAAUUAAAGGCCUGUUCAAUAGGAACAGUAAGCGCUCGGUGGACACCCACACAGGACUCCCGCUGCGUAAACGCUCCGUCAGCGAUCACCUGCUGCGCCGCACUGCUAGCGCCCCCGCCAAAGGCCGCAAGAAGUCAAAGAUGGGCGGCUUCUCCGAGGCGUCGUCCGACAGGAACAGCGGCGGCGACCCCCAGGACUCUCAGGCGUCCCACUGGGCAGUGGAGAGGCGUGCUCCCCCCCGUCCCCAACUGCAGCACCGCCCCGCUUCCAUGCCGCUGGAGAAGCUCCUGCAGGGGGCGCUGGCUCUCUCCUCGCCCAACCAGGAUCAGCCUGACCCAGGCACCGACACGCAUAAGGAAAUGGUUGCCUUGGAGAGACCCAAGUCUGCAUCAGUGGAUCUCCUCAUUGAAACCUCUGCUUGCUUACAACCCCAAGACCUGUCCCUGCCUGCUGACUCCUCCCAGGAAUGGACCAUGAAGCCCGCUGAGGUACAGGAGACUACCUACUUAGUAAUUGGGGAAGGCAGCAAUGAAGGACACAGUGACGAUAGCCCCAAAGACCUACAUGACCAAUCAGAUGAAGCAGCUGAACUUGCUUCCCCGAACAAAACAAUUUUGUACCAAACCAGUUUCCCUGACACAGCAGGGGACCAUAUAAGGUCACAGUCCUCCAAUGUGCAAGCCAGGAAUGAUGAUAUACCAGUGUCGAGCAGGUUGGACAUGAGAGCACUCACCUCCUCAAUGGCAGCUCCCUCCUCUGCCCUACACAUGGACCAGUCUGACUUGCCCAGUGAAAUUUCACUGCAGGAUAGUACAAUUUCCCGUCUCAUUGAUGCUGUCUCCCUCGGCAACGGGAGCGACACCUGUGGAUCGAUAUCUGCACUGAUUGGUCAGUUUGAUGUCACCAGUGAUCAGAGCAACCUGACCUUGGUGUCCAACAUGAAUGGCACCCAGCCCCACAAACUGACUCCCUGCAGAGCCCCUCCCUUUGACCCAUCUGAUACCGCCCUCUUCUCCAGCCCAGAGACCACUGACCCAUCUGUCUACACCAUCCUGGAUGAGGAGGUGCUGUCGCCUGUCACUGUCUAUAACUUACGAGAGCAGAGCAUCCAGAAAAUGAGGGUGGAGUCCGAGGAGAGCACCCCAGUAGGCAGCUUAGCUCCAUCCCCUGUCAAGCACCCCCAUCUUCAGUGCUCAGACAAUGAGGACAACUGGGGUCACCCAUAUCACUGUGCAGGCAUGCAGGAAGAGGAUCAUAGGAUGCACUCAUGUCACAAUGAGGACAUGGUGGGUGAAGGUCAUAGGUUGCCUUCAUAUCAUACUGAGAACACUAGGGAUCAUGGUAGCAAUGUACCCUCUUAUCACACUGAGGUCACUGAGUUGCCUUCAUAUCGUACUGUGGGCAUGAAGGGCAAGGGUAGUGGGUUACACUCAUAUCACUCUAAUGCCUUGGAAGACAGUGGUAGUCCAGUCCAUUCAUAUCACAACAAUUCCAUGGAAAGCAAGGGCAGCAGGGUACCUUGGUAUCACUCAGCAGUUGUGAGUGAGGGUGAGGGCAGCUCAAUACCCUCGUAUGGUUCCCCACGUUUUGCGAGAGAGGGCUACCAAGGCCAAGGAAACGUCAGCAUUAACAGCACCGCUUCUGACUGCUUCCUCCUCUGCCAUGACUCCGCAGGCAGCAGUCUGAUGGAGGUUGAGAUCAAUGUCGACGAGGACCCGCUGGAUAUCACGCUGACUCCCAGAAACGGCUCUGCAUGGGUGGGGGCCGGUGAAACCCCCUCCACCCUCCACAGACUCCCAAAGUCCAGCACACGGUGUCAGUACAGCUGCCCUGUCACCAGCCCCAGAACUGAACACCACCUUGCCAAUAAUGGGGUCAAUGUGCAGGGAGAAUACAGUAAAUCCUCCCACGGUGGGUACUAUGAGUCAGGUGACAGGUGGGCUUCAGCGGAGAGAAAUGAGCGGAACUACAAUGGCUAUGCCUCAGACUGUUUCUGGGUACCCAGGAGUGUCAGCCCCAUUCAGCAGUGCUUAGAUCGCCAUCUCGUCUCCUGCUCUCCCCCUCUUCAAAACAAUUCUAGAGGACUUCCAGUCCCAGCCCAGCAGGGUCAUACGGACACCAACCUCAAUCCUCCUCCCAUAUCCAAAGUCCCCAGCCCCUGUAAGUCCAAAAGCCUUGGUGACCUGACCUCAGAGGACAUUUCCUGCAACUUUGAGAGCAAGUACAAGUUCAUUUGCCGCAGCUUUGUGACACCUGGUAUGCGGGAUAGAAAGUGGAUGGGUAGUCUGACCAAUCGCCCGCUUUCUGCCGACCCCCUCACUGAGCAGCUGCGCAAGCUGGUGUCCCUUGAGCAGGAGGACCGUCCCCUCCCUCCGCUCCUGCCUCUGCCUGCGUGUCCCUUGGGUGGCGACGAGGACUCUCCACAGGUCCUGUCCCGGAGGCUGUCAUCCCGCAGUCAGAGCCGUGUGCGUCACAUUGCCAGCCGUGCUCGAGAAAGGCAGCAAGAGGCCUGUAAACCCCAUCUCUCUGGUGCCCCCUGCAGCACAGCUGGAGUAGUGCUUCGCAACAAACCUGCUGCACAAAACCCCACUGCCAACAGGCACUCCACUGGUUCCUACAUCGCUGGCUACCUGGACCAAGUGGAGGGCCGAGGGCUGCCUGAAGGUGCCUGCACUACACUGCACUACAGCUACAGAGAUCACGGCUACAAUGAUGACUCUGUACUGCAGGCAGACUCCUGCCCCCCUUCAGAACCUGAGGUGUACUUCCUGCUUAGACUGUAAAUCUAUUUCCUGUUCAGAUUAUAAAUCUGUUUCCCUUUCAGCCAGUAAAUUUAAUUUCUGCUAAGAAUGUAAAUAUUUCAUCCUAAGACUACAAAUCUACUUCAUAAUCAGACUGCAAAUCAACUUGCUGAUCUACUCCCUUUUCAGACUAUCUACACUAUGAAGCAAAAAACAGAAUUGUUACAGGGAGAGGGACAUGAGACAUCUCAAAUGUUCUAGCAAAAAAAUGUCACUCUGAAAGAUGUGUUCAAUUUUAAUAGAGAUCCUUAAUAAGUCUUCCUCCAUCUCUAUGUGUUCUGUGUUUGUCUGUGCUGUACUGUAUAUAUGUGUAAAGGUUGCAAUUAGUACGGUAUAGAUCUUUAAAAAAAAAAAGCUGACUAAAUGUCUCAAAAAG
Anguilla anguilla (European eel) is the source of this 6196-nucleotide messenger RNA. It is a transcript of the gene plch1, whose product is annotated as phospholipase C, eta 1. Gene Ontology annotation, biological process: phosphatidylinositol-mediated signaling; lipid metabolic process. Gene Ontology annotation, molecular function: phosphatidylinositol-4,5-bisphosphate phospholipase C activity; calcium ion binding. The transcript has 23 exons. The coding region runs from base 361 to 5802 and encodes 1813 amino acids. The record is from RefSeq and is a predicted model, not a curated record. NCBI's taxonomy places the organism in Eukaryota, Metazoa, Chordata, Actinopteri, Anguilliformes, Anguillidae.